AUGCCACGAGGUAGACCUAGAAGGGUGAUGGAAGAACCAGCAGGACAGGAUAUACCACCACCACCACCAUUGCCACAACAUAGGAUUGAAGAAUUGUUUUUACGCCAAAAUCCACCAACGUUUAACGGAUUAGGAGAUCCGGCUGAAGCUGAAACUUGGAUAAGAGCAAUGGAACGUAUUUUCAAUUUUCUUCACUGCACCGAGCAAGAACGUUUGUCUUGCAUAUCUUUUCAGCUGGUAGGAUCAGCUGAUUUCUGGUGGGAAACUAAACGGAGAGCUCUUACUCUAGUUCAAAUGGAAAAUUUUACUUGGGAACAAUUCAAGGUGGGAUUAUAUGAUAAGUACAUUCCGAAAAGUUAUCGAAAAAAGAAAGAUGCUGAAUUUUACAAUCUCCAGCAGGGUAAGAUGACAGUCACCGAGUAUGAUAGAAUAUUUUGUGACUUAUCUCGUUACGCACCGACCCAAGUAGAUACUGAUCAGAAAAUGUCAGAGAAAUUUUGCAGUGGGUUACGACCUGAGAUUAGGAUGACCUUAGCCGGUCAUGAAGGAUUGACUUAUGCAGAUGCGCUCAGUAGAGCUUUGGAUAUAGAAGCCGCUAUGCCAAUAGAAAGGGUAAUACCUAUACCAAUGUUUGUACCAGCACCAGCACCAGCACCCCCACUGAUGCAGUCUCAGAAUUUUUAA
Molecule: messenger RNA, 684 nt
Organism: Salvia miltiorrhiza (redroot sage)
Lineage: Eukaryota; Viridiplantae; Streptophyta; Magnoliopsida; Lamiales; Lamiaceae
Exons: 1
Coding region: 1-684 (227 amino acids)
Source: RefSeq, a predicted model, not a curated record